UCCACACAUACACAAAAGCGACUGGACACUUCGUUCUCAGUCUGAAAAGAAAAGGUGAGAAGCAGAAAUGAUGCAGAUCUUCGUGCGGACCCUGUCAGGUAAAACCAUUACACUCGCAGUAGAGGGUUCUGACACGGUGGAGAGCACCAAGCGCAAAAUAGCGGCCAAAGACGGUCUCCCAGUCUACCGCCAGAGCCUGGUCUACAAUGAGAGGGAAAUAAGGAACGAACACUUGCUUCGAGAGUACCACAUAGUAGAGGGCAGUACACUCCACCUUAGUUCACCAGAGGAGAUAAGGCUGCGUGUAAGGCAACCUUCAGGUGAGCUGGUCUCAGUCAUGGCAGGGGGAGGAGAAAGGGUGGAGAAUGUUAAGGCAGCACUGGAGGCUGAACUAGGCAUUCCACUAGGACAGCAGCGACUGUCUUUCCAAGGCCAGCCACUAGAGAACCAGGUGUCGUUGAGGGAGUGUGGCAUCCAGGGUGGGUCGGAGCUGGGGCUGCUAGUAGUGGUCCCUAUCACUGUCAAGACACUGACAGGCCAGGCCUUCCCUCUUGAGGUAGCCACUAGUGAAUCAGUCACUGUGGUGAAAAGUAAAAUUGCGAAAGUGGCAAAGAUUUCGCCAGAACGUCAGCGACUGAUCUUUGCUGGUAAGCCAAUCAAUGACAACAGUUCCUUAGAGAACUAUGAAAUCAAAAGUGGGGCCGAGAUAUAUGUCGUUCGACGACUCCACUUCUAUAACUUGAAAGUGAGAAAGGGUAAGAGCCGCCAGUACAUCAAGUUGAAGGUAGAGUCCUCCACUUCUGUCAGGAGAGUAAAGAAGAUGAUUGAGGCUUUAGAAGGUACCCCACGUCGCCUACAACAACUUAGUCUAGAUGGGGUUAGCCUGGAGGACAGGAGAAGAAUGGGGUACUAUCACACACUCAUCUCCAGCAAGUGCAGACUGGUCCUCAGGAGCCAGCCACAGUACCAGGUGUUCCUCAGAACUCUAUCGGGGAAGACCCUAGCACUAGGGGUGAGGGGUGGGGACACAGUGAGACACUUGAAGUCAGUCAUCCAUGAGAGAGAAGGGAUCCGACCAGAGCAGCAGAAGUUGCUGUCAGGUGGGAGGGUGCUGAGAGAUGAGAAGAGGCUGAGGGAUUGUGGUCUUCAUAGUGGGAGUACUGUCGGCCUCUCUCUGGGGCUCUUGGGAGGCGUGUUCCAGAUAUGUGUGAAGACCCAAAGAGGUAAGACCAUCACUCUUGAUGUGCAUUCUGUUACAUCCAUAGCAACAAUUAAGUUUCAUAUUUCAAAUUAUGUGGGAAUACCCGAAGACCAACAACAAAUUGUCUUCAAUGGUACGCAUCUGAAAGAUGAACAGACUCUUGGUGAUUGUAAUGUUUAUCCUAAUGAUACUCUGCAGUUAGUCUGGCUGGUAAAAGGAGGUAUGGGGAUAUUCAUAGAAAGACUCCCAAAACAAGCGAGAAUAGCACUACAGACCUAUAGAAGUGGAACCAAUUGAUACUAUUGGGAUCGUAAAAGCUAAAAUUCACACAAAAAUCGGAAUACCUCAAGACCAACAACAACUUUUGUUCAAUGGGAGGGACCUGGAAGAUGGACAGACCAUAAGCGACUGUAGUGUCCAGCCGGAGGAUACUCUUCAACUCAACUGGCUGGUGGACGGAAGUAUGAGGAUAUUACUGUUUGUGAAGACUCUGACAGGCAAGAUUUUUACUCAUGAGAUGGAGGCCAGUGAUACCAUUGAGAAUGUGAAGGCUAAAAUUCAAGACAAGGAGGGAAUACCAGCAGUCCAACAACGACUCAUAUUUGCUGGUAGGCAACUGGAAGAU
Molecule: messenger RNA, 1826 nt
Organism: Geodia barretti
Lineage: Eukaryota; Metazoa; Porifera; Demospongiae; Tetractinellida; Geodiidae
Source: the annotation of a GenBank genome assembly